AUGGACAUGGGAAUGGCCGACGGACUCGCCCACUCUCCAGUUGUCCCACACGAGGCCUUGCCAAGGUCAGACAUGAGAACCUGCUCCGCCAUCCACCAACCAGAGUCUGAGGCUUUGCUCCGCGGCUGCUGA
Messenger RNA from Colletotrichum orchidophilum, 132 nucleotides. RefSeq lists its product as uncharacterized. Lineage: Eukaryota; Fungi; Ascomycota; Sordariomycetes; Glomerellales; Glomerellaceae. The transcript has a single exon. Bases 1 to 132 code for a protein of 43 amino acids. The record is from RefSeq and is a predicted model, not a curated record.